Molecule: messenger RNA, 1622 nt
Organism: Megachile rotundata (alfalfa leafcutting bee)
Lineage: Eukaryota; Metazoa; Arthropoda; Insecta; Hymenoptera; Megachilidae
Gene: sls
Product: sallimus
Biological process (GO): homophilic cell-cell adhesion; dendrite self-avoidance; axon guidance
Cellular component (GO): plasma membrane; axon
Molecular function (GO): cell-cell adhesion mediator activity; protein kinase activity
Source: RefSeq, a predicted model, not a curated record
ACAACGUUUACAAAAAUGUUAACAAACACGAAUUUGUUUAAUUUAGACGUAACAGGUGAGAAGAUGUUCAUAGAGGAAGAAGAAGUCGAAGAACAGGUAGUAGAAGUGAAGCCUAAAGAGAAACCCAAGAAGAAGAAGACCGAAUUGAAGAAAGCCAAGGAAGUGAAAGAGAAGGUUAAAACCGAACGCGUGAAAGUGGACAAGAAAGAAGUGCGCAAAGAGAAGCUGGUUCCUAAAGAACAACCAGAUGAAAAGAAAAUUGUUGACAUCGAAGAAACACAGAUAUUGGAAACGACGGAAGUGAUUGAAGAGAAACCAACUGAGGUGUCGCAGGCAAAGAAGGUAGUACCCAUCCAAGAACCAGUAAUGACGGAGGCAACCGCCUCCCUCAAGAAGAUCGACGACGAAAAACCGCGCGAAAUGGCGCCGCGUCCCGAAGAGCGUGCCAAGCGCGUGAUCGAGGAACGCGAAGGAAUAGUGGUCGUCUCCGAAGUGACCACCGAGGACAUGGCUCCCGACUUCACGGUGCAAUCCAUAGUAGACCGUGCGCAAGUAACAUCAGAGACCCUACAAACAAUCUCCGUGUCCGAAGUGCACACAGAGACCAGCGUGCAAGAAGUAAGACGAGCGGAAGCACGUCAAAGAAAGGCGAAGAAGACGGUGGUGACCGAAGAAGAAAUAUUCGAGGAGCGACCAAGAGAAGUGGUCACCGAAGAGAAACCUAAAAAGAAGAAGAAGGCAGAGAAGAAGGUCCGAGAAGAAAUCACCAUCGAGGAGAUCGUGGAGAGACAGAGAGAGAACAUCGCCAGAGAGGUGGAGGAGAUUAUGGAGAUGUUGCACGCCAAGGAAUUCGGACCUGGAGAGGCUCCUCUUCGGGAACUGGCCACGAUCGGUUACCUGGUUCGCCAAGGUGUCACCGUGAAUGAAAUCAACGAGAGUCUUUAUAGAACUGAAAACUUCCCUGCGUUGAAAACGCCGGAGGCGCAGAAUGCGCUCGUUCAGUUGGUCGAGAGGGAGGGUCAUGGACCUCUUAUCACUCAGGUGCUAACCGAAGAGACGACCACCGAUGAAAGCGUCGUCGCUGCGACCGUUGGUUUCCGCGCGUUCAUGAGGAUGAUCGAACUGCAACAUGUUACCGUUGAGGAGGUGCUCACGCACUUUGCUCCGGAGGACUUCCGGCCACGUGCUUGGGAGGUUACUGAAGCCACCGAAGUCGAAACGGAAGAGCGCGUUACAGAACGAGUAGAUGUCAUUCACAAGACGGAAGUGCACUUCUUGGGUAAGUCAAGAUUGAUGCGUGAGGUUUGCUCCUAAAAAACAGAAUCCUCGGACAAGGCAACAUAACAGGACCGUUGCAGAUUCUCUAGACUCUAAACAUCGUGUUAUUUUGGUGUGUGCUUGCGUGGCUGCAAAAAAUACUUUGUACAGUUUUUUUUUAAUCCCAUUUAUUUUGUAAAUAAUUUCAAGGCUUCGCAAAUUAGACCUAAACUACGCAUGAGUUUUCUUUCCUGUAUAUAAAUAUCGCGACGAAGUUUUCGCUUUCCGACAUUUUGUAUUUUGUAUAUUGUACAUUUUGAUUGUAUCGAAUAAAAGUGAUUUUUUGUUUGUUUUUUUUUUCUAAG